AUGAAUGGCUCCAUUCAGUACAGUGCAAAGAAAGUCCCCUGCACUGUCCACCAGGACUUCCGGCAUGGGCACGGGACGUUUGACCCUCGCCCGCAGUUUGACACUUACGCUCCCUGGGCAGGGAGAGGUCUGGGGGCCCUACAGUCCGAGCAGAAUCAGCAGGAAUACCCGGCGGGCCGCGGCGGCAUUGGUGCGGAGGGCCGCUGGGAAACGCCUCCUCCGGGGGCGGGGCCCAGAGCUCGCAGUCAGAGUGCCCGCCCCACCUCGGUCCCCCUCCCAACACACACUGAAGGCUUAAAGGGGCCGCAUCUUAGUCCAGAGGUCUGCAGGACUCAGGGUGCUGCUUUCAGCCCACAGGGUUUUCAAGGCAUGAGGCAAAUGAAGGACCAAUUACAAAGACUACACCCCGGUUGGCAUUUUGGAAGAAUAAAGAAGAAUGGAUGCAAAAAUUGCUUUUCUGUGAAUGAAUUCCUUCUCUUGGGAAUUAGCAAUAACCCUGCAAUUAAAGUGACCCUCUUUAUCACAUUUCUAAUUGUUUAUCUCAUCAUUCUUGCUGCAAACCUCGGGAUGAUCAUUUUAAUCAGAAUGGAUUCCCAACUCCACACACCAAUGUAUUUCUUCCUGAGCCACCUCUCCUUCAGUGACCUCUGUUAUUCUACAGCAAUUGGACCCCGGAUGGUAGACUUCAUUGCCAAGAACGAGUCCAUUCCCUUCUAUGGCUGUGCUCUGUAGUUCUUGAUCUUCUGUACUUUCGCAGAUGCUGAGUGUCUACUGCUGGCAGUGAUGGCCUUUGAUUGGUACCAGGCCAUCAGCAACCCCUUGCUCUAUACAGUCAGCAUGUCCAGCAGAGUGUGCUUCCUGCUCAUGGCCGGGGUUUACAUUAUAGGAAUUGUAGAUGCUUCAGUAAAUACAAUAUUAACAUUCCGGUUAUGUGUCUGUGGAUCAAAUGUGAUCAACCACGUCUUCUGUGAUGUCCCACCUCUCCUUUUGUUAUCUUGCUCAGAUACACAAGUUAACGAGUUAGUGAUCUUCACCACUUUCGGCUUCAUUGAGCUGAUUACCCUUUCAGGCCUUUUUGUCUCUUACUGUUAUAUCAUCCUAGCAGUGAUAAAGAUCCACUCCACUGAGGGGAGGUUCAAAGCUUUCUCCACCUGCACCUCCCACUUAACUGCUGUUGCCAUUUUCCAGGGAACACUGCUCUUUAUGUAUUUCCGGCCGAGUUCUUCCUACUUUCUUGAUCAAGACAAAAUGGCCUCAUUGUUUUACACCCUUGUGAUUCCCAUGUUAAACCCUCUGAUUUAUAGCCUAAGGAACAAAGAUGUGAUAGAGGCUCUGAAAAACUUUAAAAAUAUAAAGUGGUUUCAUUGA
This is a messenger RNA of Suricata suricatta (meerkat), 1368 nucleotides long. Its product is annotated as olfactory receptor-like protein OLF2. Gene Ontology annotation, biological process: sensory perception of smell; G protein-coupled receptor signaling pathway. Gene Ontology annotation, cellular component: membrane. The record is from RefSeq and is a predicted model, not a curated record. Gene Ontology annotation, molecular function: odorant binding; G protein-coupled receptor activity; olfactory receptor activity. Lineage: Eukaryota; Metazoa; Chordata; Mammalia; Carnivora; Herpestidae.